Messenger RNA from Ogataea philodendri, 678 nucleotides. RefSeq lists its product as uncharacterized. The coding region runs from base 1 to 678 and encodes 225 amino acids. The record is from RefSeq and is a predicted model, not a curated record. The transcript has 2 exons. NCBI's taxonomy places the organism in Eukaryota, Fungi, Ascomycota, Pichiomycetes, Pichiales, Pichiaceae.
AUGUAUCUCUGGAACAUCUCGUACGAGGCCAAGGUAAAUCCAAAUUGGGGCGACGACCGACAAAUACGUGCAACACCUCCCUUGAACAAAGCCCUGAACCCUUCUUCCUUGAGAAUACGGCUGAAUGCGUCCGCAAUGUUCUUGUACGCCUUCUCUCCUGGUCUCACCUCCACUUGCAAUCUGGUCUUGAUCACAUCGCAUGGAGUCGUGCAGGAAGUAGAUGGCACUGAAAGGAACGUCUCUCAGCAUGCAGGCAGAAGCACCUUUAUAAAGACCCUUGAGUCCAAGUGCUCUGACAAUAUCAACGGCAGACUUCUCGACGUAAGGAAUGCCUUCCUUGGCCAUCUGUCUAACGGUCUCACCUUGAACUUGCAGUCUGAUCUUGGUGAUUUCCAGAGGAUUGGUGAAGAUCACCUGACAAGCACCAGCAGAAGAACCGGCCAAGAUCUCCCAGCCCAUGGUCAAUUCGCCGUUCUUGCAGUACUUGGCACCGAGUCCUCUGACCAAAUCGUUGACGGUCAAUUUGAUGGCCUUUUCAGGAGCCACACCGACCAGUUGAGGCAGCAGUCCGGAGUAGAAACCAAUCAGUCCUUCGUGCUGGAACACUUUACGGAAACAGUCACCGUAAGAGCUGUAAAGAGAGUUUCCCUUCUGGUUCUGCAUUCUGGUUUUAACUAA